Molecule: messenger RNA, 5109 nt
Organism: Betta splendens (Siamese fighting fish)
Lineage: Eukaryota; Metazoa; Chordata; Actinopteri; Anabantiformes; Osphronemidae
Gene: dpysl2b
Product: dihydropyrimidinase like 2b
Exons: 14
Coding region: 727-2448 (573 amino acids)
Cellular component (GO): cytoplasm; cytosol
Molecular function (GO): hydrolase activity, acting on carbon-nitrogen (but not peptide) bonds, in cyclic amides
Source: RefSeq, a predicted model, not a curated record
AAUACAUCAUAUUAGAUGAUGUGCAGAGAGUCCUGAUGAGACAUUUGAUUGCUUAUCAAAGGCUGAAUUCAAUUCAGACUAUUUACCAUGUGUCAGUGUAAUAUUGUCUUAUUACAUUCACACAAACACAAACCAAACGUCUUUUGCUGCUGUCUGCAGAACACGAACAGCUUCAGUCCAAUUCAGUUGCAGUUAGAUGAUUCCACAUCUCAUCCGUGUCUCCGUGCAUUGACGCCCAGCAGGCCUCGUGAUGUGCACGCUGGGAACAGGUGGGCUGCUCUCACCGGCGGCAGCCCCCGUGCAGCCUCACGCGCUCUGGUGAAGUCAGCAUCUGAGCUCCAUCAGCUGAAGUGAGCUAAGAUGGCUGCUGCUCCACUAAUCCAAGCAGAGCAUUUGAUGCCAUUAGUGGCUCUCUCCUGUCAAUGGAGCAGGGCGAGGCUCUGCGCAUGCUCCUUGAGGUUCUUUUCUGGGGAAGCGGCUCCGUGGUCCCUCCCUCCCCUCUCGUCUGACGCCGUCUGGGAAGGAGCGCUUUGGUGCAUCGGCGGAGACCGGGCGGCUGCUUGGACGCGAUCCGGAGAGGAGACAGCUCAGUCUUUCCUUGCGCGGCCUCCGAGGACCAAGUGCGACCACUGAGUUCUUUCCCACCGUCCUUCUCUCAGCUCGAACCGCAGCUCCCCGUCGCGUUGAGAACGGUGCCGGCGCCGCAGCACGAACCAUCGGUCCAACAUGUCUGGCUUCCAGGGCAAGAAGAACAUCCCCCGCAUCACAAGUGACCGUCUGCUGAUCAAAGGAGCAAAGAUCGUGAACGAUGACCAGUCCUUCUGUGCUGACAUCUACAUGGAGGAUGGAGUCAUCAAACAAAUCGGGGAGAACCUCAUCGUGCCCGGCGGCGUGAAAACCAUCGACUCCCACGGCCGCAUGCUGCUGCCAGGCGGCAUCGACGUGCACACGCGCUUCCAGAUGCCGGACCGAGGCAUGACGUCGGCCGACGACUUCUACCAGGGCACCAAGGCGGCGCUGGCCGGAGGCACCACCAUGAUCAUCGACCACGUGGUGCCUGAACCCGGCGUCAGCCUGGUCUCGGCCUUCACGCAGUGGCGGGAAUGGGCCGACAGCAAGUCCUGCUGCGACUACUCUCUGCACGUGGACAUCACCGAGUGGCACAAAGGCAUCCACGAAGACAUGGAGGAGCUGGUGAAGGAACACGGUGUCAACUCGUUCCUGAUCUACUUGGCCUAUAAGGACAUUUUCCAGCUCACUGAUGCUCAGGUGUAUGAGGCGUUCAGUGUAAUCCGGGAUCUUGGAGCCAUCGCUCAGGUGCACGCUGAAAACGGGGACAUUGUAGCUGAGGAGCAGCGCAGGAUCCUGGAGCAGGGCAUCACUGGACCUGAAGGACACGUGUUGAGCCAUCCUGAAGAGGUGGAGGCGGAGGCCGUGAACCGCUCCGUCACCGUGGCCAAUCAGACCAACUGCCCCUUGUACGUAACCAAGGUGAUGAGUAAGAGCGCGGCGGAUGUCAUCGCUCAGGCCAGAAAGAAGGGCACCGUGGUGUACGGGGAGCCCAUCGCCGCCAGCCUGGCCACCGACGGCUCACACUACUGGAGCAAGAACUGGGCCAAGGCCGCCGCCUACGUCACGUCCCCGCCCCUGAGCCCCGACCCGACCACGCCGGACUACCUGACCUCGCUGCUGUCCUGUGGAGACCUUCAGGUGACAGGAAGCGCUCACUGUCCCUUCAGCACGGCCCAGCGAGCCGUGGGCAAGGACGACUUCACUUUGAUUCCUGAGGGCGUCAACGGCGCCGAGGAGCGGAUGAGUCUGAUCUGGGACAAGUGUGUGGUUACAGGUAAAAUGGAUGAAAACCAGUUUGUUGCAGUGACCAGCACCAACGCUGCCAAGAUCUUCAACCUGUACCCACGUAAGGGCCGCAUCGCCGUGGGCUCCGAUGCCGACCUGGUGCUGUGGGACCCGGACGUCACCAAGAUCAUCUCAGCAAAGAGCCACAACUCGACGGUGGAGUACAACAUCUUUGAAGGCGUGGAGGUGCGCGGGGGGCCGCUGGUCGUCAUCAGCCAGGGCAAGAUCGUCCUGGAGGAAGGGAACCUCCACGCCACCGAGGGCUCGGGCCGCUUCGUGCCGCGCAAACCCUUCCCCGACUACGUGUACAAGAGGAUCAAGGCUCGCAGUCGGCUGGCCGAGCUGAGGGGCGUUCCCAGAGGCCUGUACGACGGCCCCGUGUGCGAGGUGUCCGUCACCCCUAAAGCCAUGACUCCCGCCUCCUCGGCCAAGACGUCCCCGGCCAAGCAGCCGGGCCCGCCGGUCCGGAACCUGCACCAGUCCGGCUUCAGCCUGUCCGGUGCUCAGGUCGACGACAACAUCCCCCGCCGGAACACGCAGCGCAUCGUGGCGCCGCCGGGGGGCAAAGCCAACAUCACCAGCCUGGGUUAGAGCUCCAGCCCCCGCUGAGGGGACGCGAGGAUCCGAGGGGCGGGAGGCGGAGAAUGGGCGCUGGCGGAGAACGGGCACCGGCGGAGAACGGGCACCGGUGGCGCCGUGCGCCUGCAGAACCUCACCUUCGCUGCACCCGAUCCGCCUCGGAUUCGGAUUCGCCUCCUCAGCUCCUCCGCUCCUCACCCCCGCUCACCCCCGCUCACCCCCGCUCACCUCCCCACUGUCCUCCCCGAUCGACCUGACAGGACACAGCUAGACACAAAAAACGAUGGAAAAAAGAGAAACCAUGAGAACACUCCUUAUUUGAGCACUUUUAUGACAUUAGAUAGUUUUUUUAUACUGUACGUUUUUAGUUCUGCUCUUGUUUUAACGGACGCGUCCUUUAGACGCUUCCCGCGUUUCCACCCUAGUUUAAAUUACUGAACCAGUGUUAAACCGGGCCACAGUUGCUUGGGAUCGAAGGGUCCGACUUCCUUCCAGCUCUGAGCCAUCGACCUCCUGCAAACGUGGCCGUUUGACGCUGAAGUCCUCACGUUCACAGCGCUUUGUGCGUUGUACCAGCGUUGUUCAUGUUCUCCAUCUGUGGCUUCACUGAGGUACUUAAGCAGGAGACCAUGUCCCAGGUUUGGCAGCUGAGCCGGUGGGAACGUUUGAUGGAGAGCAGUAGUAAAUCAGGCUUUAUGUCCCAUCUGUGAGCGCUCGCUAAUGGCCGCCAACCUUUCCUCGCCUUAUUGCUUCUAAAGGAAACAUUCACUGCUCAGCUCCGUGUAUGUGAGUCUGGACUCCUGAUGGUUGUGACUGAUCGUCACCAACCAGCGCAUUUACACAGAAUGUUUGUCCUGCUUGAAAUGUGACCGUUUUAUAUGCAUCACAGUCCCUCUUUCCUUUUUUUACUCUUUACGUGCCUCGACCCACAGUCGUCGUAGUGAUAGCUUGACUUUUGCCUGUUUCGUUAUCCUAUCUGAGCUAAGUGAAGGAUAUAAGAUAAAGAUGUAACAUAGCCAGGAUUAACCGAUUCAAAGGUGCCAGAUUUUGCGCUUUCGUUGGGCCUUCUCUGCCGGUGGAGCCCCUGUAAAGACGAAAUCUCUCGAUAUCUUGAAAUGUUCUAAUGUUUUAGAGUUUUUAACUUGUUGUCAAACUGCUUUUAGUGUGAUUCUGUAUCUAGGUGCCUGAGGGCUGAGCACUAUUGAUUUACGCUUGAAAGUAGACAUGAGCUAAUGUAUUUCUGACUAGUGUGCAGUGUUGAUGUGAGGGAUGGGACGCGCAGCAGGGUCCUGAACUCCUUGAUUUCUGCAUGAUCUGCUCUUUAUUCAGUCAUUCCAACUGGAUCUUUUUGCCGUCUUUGACUUUUUCAUGACUCAGCACAGAACUCAACCAUCCAUAGAAACGUAGGUCACGAUGAGGUUUGACAUUGAAAGCUUUCACCUCUGAGGAUGUGACCCAGCAGCUCGACAUCUCUGCUGUGAACCCAUCUGACCCGACUGGAGCUCUCAGUGUUGGUUCUGUUCAGUUUUGAAGGGUUAAUCAGCUACUGUAACAUGUUGAUGCCUUCGGACGUCCUAAUGUUUCUUUAGUUGAGGUUUACUGAACUGUAGCCUGCUGGACCGUUCCGUCAUUCCCUGUGGUCACAGGUUUUUACUCACUACAUUACAUAAUUUACUUACUAUUACAACUUUAGGUGUGUGUGUGUGUGUGUGUGUGUGUGUGUGUGUGUGUGUGUGUGUGUGUGUGUGUGUGUGUGUGUGUGUGUGUGUGUGUGUGUGUGUGUGUGUGUGUGUGCGCACUUUCACAUCACACAGUACAAACGUGCUUCAUGCAUUUCUUCAUGGUUUCUUCUUUGUGUUUUGCUUUUUGCUUCUCGUUCUUUUCCUUCGUCUCUGGCUCCAUCAUUGUUUCUAGUUGUUGCCAUAGCAACAACUGACCCCUCCACUGUUGGGGUUCUGCUUUUUGUUUGUCAUGGCAACACGUUGUCAGACUGGAGGUUGCCAUUAGCAACCUGUCUGGACCCAGCGCUGUUGGAAGAGCUUUGCAUGCACACACACACACACACACGCACACACACACACACGCACACACACACGCACACACACGCACACGCGUGCACAAUUACUACAUAAUCUUGUGCUGAGUUGUGUGGAAAAAACCACAAAUGUCUGCUGCUUUAAAGGGAUCUGUUUCACACACCAUAGUAGUAACACACACACACUCACACUAAACAACAAACAGCUGUUGCUGUGAUGCAGCUGCCACCACUGAAGAACCAGCUGUCAGCACUGGCUCCCUCAUGGAGUCCCAUGCCUUCAUUUGCAGUCACACACGUAUACUGCUUCAAUGCUGUCGGUUGGAUGCUUUUCUAUGCCAUAUUAUGCUACCGAUAGGCUAUGAGUGAUAUGUAUGUACGAAACAUGCUGCAGACUGAUGGUCUGAGGUUUGUUGAAGCUGUUAAACACCUUCUUGCCCCCGACUCUGAACCCAUUCCUUCCCCUGUAAGAAUUGCCCUUUUGUCAAACUGAAAAUGUGUGAUGGUGUUUGUCUUGGUGGCUGUGGGGCUUCUGGGAUGCUUGCUCACUGGAAAGUGCCCAGUCCCAUGGAUGGUGAUGUAAAAAUAAAAAAUAAAACAAACAAAAAAAUAAAACAAGGACAACAAUAAGAAUAAAA